This is a messenger RNA of Clunio marinus, 180 nucleotides long. Lineage: Eukaryota; Metazoa; Arthropoda; Insecta; Diptera; Chironomidae. The record is from the annotation of a GenBank genome assembly.
AUGACGAAUAUCAAAGGAAAUUUAUCCGAAUUAACACCUGGCUUAUAUGAAAAAGAAUAUGAUAAGAGGCAAUUUUACCAAGAAUCAAACACAGUUACAAAGAAGAAACAUAUGAUAAUUUUUUCUCUUAACGAAGUACAAAGAAAUCAUAAGCCUUACUCGGAAGAUCUUCUUUUCUAA